GGGCCAGAUCCGGGAGUAAAAUCGUCUUAAAAAAAAGUUUUUUUCCGUCCUGUAGAUACUGGGCAGUGCGUUGAGGCCUGAAGCCGUUGCAGACUUUGGGGCAACCCCUGCCUCCGGCUCCCACAGCCCCCCCGGCGCGCGACCUAAUGCCGAGAAUAACAGUUUAGAGGAUAAAGAUGUUGAAUAACCUGAGGAUAUUUGCAAUGAAUCAUCAGAAAAUGUCCAGUUUGCACAUUAAUAUUAUGUGCUGCUGUAAAAUGAGAAGUUUUAAAAAAUUAAAGCUACAUGUACCUCCUGGAAGAAAUUACAGUUCCCUGCCAGGCUUAAUGGGAGAUGAUAUCAAGUCCCUUCAUUCUGUCAUCAGUCCUCCCAUAGCAAAAAUUCGUAAUAUUGGAAUUAUGGCUCAUAUUGAUGCAGGCAAAACUACCACCACAGAAAGAAUAUUGUAUUAUUCUGGAUACACAAGAUCACUGGGAGAUGUUGAUGAUGGAGACACAGUGACAGAUUUCAUGGCUCAAGAGCGAGAAAGAGGCAUUACUAUUCAAUCAGCUGCUGUUACAUUUGAUUGGAAGGGGUAUAGAGUCAAUCUAAUUGAUACACCAGGACAUGUUGAUUUCACCUUGGAGGUUGAACGCUGCUUAAGAGUGUUGGAUGGUGCAGUGGCUGUGUUUGAUGCUUCUGCUGGUGUAGAGGCCCAGACACUGACAGUAUGGAGGCAAGCUGACAAACAUAAGAUUCCCCGAAUCUGUUUUUUAAACAAGAUGGACAAAACUGGAGCAAGUUUUAGCUAUGCAGUUGAAAGCAUCAGAGAGAAAUUAAAAGCAAAGCCUUUGCUUUUACAGUUACCAAUUGGUGAAGCCAAAACUUUUAAAGGAGUCGUGGAUGUGAUAAAUAAAGAAAAACUUCUUUGGAAUCCUAAUUCAGGUGAUGGAAAAGACUUCGAGAGAAAACCCCUCUUGGCCGGGAGUGAUCCUGAAUUGCUGAAGGAGACAACGGAAGCAAGGAAUGCCUUAAUUGAACAAGUUGCAGAUUUGGAUGAUGAAUUUGCAGAAUUGGUUUUAGGAGAAUUUAGUGAAAAUUUUGAUAUGCUACCAGCUGAAAAGCUACAGACUGCAGUACACAGAGUAACACUGGCUCGGACAGCAGUACCUGUGCUGUGUGGAAGUGCUCUGAAAAACAAAGGUAUACAGCCCUUGUUAGAUGCUGUUACCAUGUACUUACCUUCACCUGAAGAGCGCAACUAUGAAUUUCUGCAGUGGUAUAAGGGUGACUUAUGUGCACUGGCAUUUAAAGUUCUCCAUGAUAAGCAGCGAGGACCACUGGUUUUUAUGCGCAUUUACUCAGGCACAAUAAAACCCCAGUUAGCCAUCCAUAAUAUUAAUGGAAACUGCACGGAGAGAAUAAGUCGUCUGCUUUUGCCAUUUGCCGACCAACACAUAGAAAUCCCUUCCCUGGCUGCUGGUAAUAUCGCUUUGACUGUUGGUCUUAAGCACACUGCCACUGGAGACACUAUUGUCUCGUCCAAGUCCAGUGCAUUAGCUGCAGCUCGGAGAGCCGAAAGAGAAGGAGAAAAGCAGCACGGGAAAAGUAGUGAAGCGGAGAGAAUUUUUCUGGCUGGGGUGGAGAUUCCAGACCCAGUUUUCUUCUGUACCAUAGAACCCCCAUCAGUGGCUAAGCAGCCAGAUUUGGAUCAGGCAUUGAAAUGCCUUCAGCGUGAAGAUCCCAGUUUGAAAGUGAAGAUAGAUCCUGACUCUGGACAAACUGUCCUAUGUGGUAUGGGGGAAUUACAUAUUGAAAUUAUUCAUGAUCGAAUCAAGAGGGAGUAUGGACUGGAGACCUACCUAGGUCCUCUGCAGAUAGCAUACCGAGAGACCAUCCUAAACUCAGUUCGUGCCACAGAUACCUUAGAUAGAACUUUAGGAGACAAACGGCAUCUUGUGACCGUUGAGGUAGAAGCAAGGCCAGCUGAAACAUCAUCUGCUACGCCAGUGAUUGAGUAUGCUGAGAGUGUUACUGAUGACCUUUUGAAGGUCUCCCAAGAGGCCAUUGAAAACGGAAUUCACAGUGCAUGCCUCCAGGGACCAUUGCUUGGAUCCCCAGUACAAGAUGUGGCAAUUUCUUUACAUUCCCUGAUGAUUCAUCCUGGUACCUCCACAACUAUGGUUUCUGCCUGUGUCUCAAGAUGUAUACAAAAGGCUCUGAAGAAAGCCGAUAAGCAAGUUUUAGAGCCUCUGAUGAAAAUCGAGGUUACGGUAACUAGAGAUUAUCUCAGCCCUGUCCUGGCAGACCUUGCACAAAGAAGAGGAAAUAUUAAGGAAAUCCAGACUCGCCAGGACAACAGAGUUGUUAUUGGAUUUGUUCCCUUAGCAGAAAUGAUGGGUUAUUCAACAGUGCUUCGAACACUAACGUCAGGCUCAGCUACUUUUGCCUUAGAACUAUCUUCUUAUCAAGCAAUGAAUCCCCAAGACCAGAGCACACUACUGAACCGGAGGACUGGCUUGACCUAGACGGUUUAGGUCCUUGGUGAGAACUACUUUGUUUUUAGUAAGAAUAAUCCCCAUUGCUUUAACUAUUGGACAAUUUACUGUUUCUGUACAUUCAAAGAACUUAAUAAAAGAUACAGCUUGAGAACUGG
This is a messenger RNA of Otolemur garnettii (small-eared galago), 2635 nucleotides long. RefSeq names its product G elongation factor mitochondrial 2 (gene GFM2). Gene Ontology annotation, biological process: ribosome disassembly; mitochondrial translation. NCBI's taxonomy places the organism in Eukaryota, Metazoa, Chordata, Mammalia, Primates, Galagidae. The transcript has 21 exons. Gene Ontology annotation, molecular function: GTPase activity; GTP binding; translation elongation factor activity. The coding region runs from base 177 to 2507 and encodes 776 amino acids. Gene Ontology annotation, cellular component: mitochondrion. The record is from RefSeq and is a predicted model, not a curated record.